This is a messenger RNA of Daphnia pulicaria, 2835 nucleotides long. Its product is annotated as pancreas transcription factor 1 subunit alpha-like. Bases 2048 to 2821 code for a protein of 257 amino acids. Gene Ontology annotation, biological process: regulation of transcription by RNA polymerase II; developmental process. The record is from RefSeq and is a predicted model, not a curated record. Gene Ontology annotation, molecular function: DNA-binding transcription factor activity, RNA polymerase II-specific; protein dimerization activity; RNA polymerase II transcription regulatory region sequence-specific DNA binding. Lineage: Eukaryota; Metazoa; Arthropoda; Branchiopoda; Diplostraca; Daphniidae. The transcript has 6 exons.
AAUAUUACUGUCGUCUGCUUUCUUUCGUUUUCGUUUACAUUUUUUACAAUAAAUUAGAAAAUUACAAGUUCAAAAAGGCCCUAAAAGAGACAAAGUUUUGCAGAUAUCAAAGAUAACGGAAAGAUCUCUUUGUUUUGGAAACGUGGCAGCACGAAAAAUAGCAGGACAAUAAAAUUACAAAAAUGUGGUGGUCGUGGCAGCUCUAGCAGUCUAGCUGGUCGUGUCUCUAUAGAAUCGCUUAUUACACACUUCAUGCUGUUAAAGCAGAUUUCCAGUCUGAGCUAGACAUCAUAACAAUAUGAUAUGCAAGUUUUUCUUGGUUUUGGUUGUGACCUAUUGUCAGCUACAAUCUCAGCAUCAUCGCUUGGAUAAACAGCAGGAUCCCGUUUGCAUUUAGAGAAACUACCCAUGUCGGGCGAUUCAUCUGGUUUCCCCUUUCUUUAAAUGUCCUAGUGUACACCCAUGCGAGUGUGGGGGUAUUCACGAGGACUCCCUUUUUUCCUGUCUCAUCCGCCUGGUGGAUUCAACUUUUUCGAGAUCAGCAGAGAACUGAGCAACUGUGAAUGCCUGGCCGUAUUUCCCAGGCUUUAAGGACAGCGAUAUGAUCGUAACAGCUUCAUCGAUGGUCUCUCUGCUGCAAUCAACAACACUAUUAUAUACAAGUCGCGGCCCAUGGUGGUGUGUAUUAGAGGAGAAGCGAUUGGUUCCGCUCCAUUCACGCCAGGCGGGCCGGGUGCUGCUGCUGGAACAUGCACGUGUUAUUCCCCCCUCUUGUACUAUUCAAUUCACCAAAGUAUUUUUUUUUUAUUCCAUCGUCGAUGAUGGGCAAAAGGUGAUGCUGAUUCGAUUCGUCACAGCGGUCUGGAUCGCUCCUAUUCUCUAUGAUAUUAUAGGCCGUCAAAAUGUCUAUCCAUCAAGCAACCAGCCUUUCCUUUCCCCCCGUUCCGUCGUGUACAUCGACACGCCUAUCAAAUUGCGCAUUUGUCUUGGCGCCAUUAUUCACGCCGACUGACUUUGACUGCCUGUUGUGUCCUAUCCUAUAUGUACUGCAGUUUGUUGCCUAUUGUGUCCUAUAGAAACUUUUGGCCAUAGUCUAUACACUCUCAAACUGAGAGAGAGAGACGUGAUGUUGCGUUAUUCAUUCAAUACAAAAGGGAGAGUCCGAAAUCGACAGGUUAUAUAAGCUGAUGCGCAUUUCUAUAUUUUUUCUUCCCCCCAAUGUUCGUGUCAAGAUGAGAUCAUCGGCACUGAUGACGUCGUAAAUGAACUUGGAAUUUUGGCUGUUUUUUUUUCGGUGAAUCACGCCACUCCAUCUGCGUAAAGAAAAAACGAACGAGAUGACGAGGUGGAAGCCAGAGCACACAUCUUUCAUUUGGAUAUAUAGACCAAUUUGCAUACCAGAAAUAAUGCACUUGACUGACCUUCGUUCGAAAUUAAGCCUCGGGCGAUUUAAACAGAUUUUAUGGUGGCAAAACUCAAACGUCGAAUCACUUUUCUUAUAUCCUCCGUAAAGUAAAGAGAAGAAAAUUGAGCUCAUCGAUUGAAAUUGAAAUUCAUUCGAUGAUGUAAGCGGGGUGAAGUUUUCCCGUCGAAUAUGAUUGGCUGCUGUGGGUCGUCGGGGGAUGAAAUAGCUCACGGUGAUUGGUCGCCGUCUCGGCGCACGCUCUACUAUCACACACUCACGCCCAGUGUGUGUGUGUAUCUCUACACAGUAGUUAACAGGGAAAUAAAGGACGGACCCGCCCAGCCUCAACCCCCGGCGUCACCACACACACUCCGUCGAAAAGGUGGGGGUGGAGAGUUACAAGCCGUACACGUUUGAUGUGUCAUUUGGAGAGAGAGGGAAAAGGAGGAGUAGAUAUUAUGUACAGCAGAGAACGACGUCCGGCAUUUAAAGGCUUGUUUGUCCGGCACGUGCCAGUCACACUCCAGCCAUUGACACCGUCAGUCGGCCUACAUAACCGUUCGACAUCUAAAUCCGGAAUUCCUCCAGGACGAAUACGAAGAACCCCAGUGAAAUAGUCAAAGAAAAAAGAGGCGGGAAAAAAUGAAUUUCGAUUUGGAAUCAGUUAACCGGCAGUUUUUGAUCGAGUCGUCGGCCUCAGCGUCGCACUGCCUGGCCGAUUUCACGGCCGAUUCGUCGACUUUCUACGACGAAUCGUGCGGGACCCACUCGCCUUCGGACGAUUCGGAAUUGAUGAGCGGGAGCGACGCCGAGUCGGCCUAUUCCUCGUCGCCGGACCAGCGGAGCAGCGACAGCGGAACCGGAGGAGCUUCGUCCUCUUCGCUGCUGCGGACGGCCAAUUCCAGCAGCGGCGUCGGCAGCAGCAGCAGCCGCUCUUGGCGUCGCAAGCGACGCUGCGGCCACCAGCAGGUCCACCAGCGGCAGGCAGCCAAUUUGCGGGAGCGUCGCCGCAUGCAGUCCAUCAACGACGCCUUCGAGGGCCUACGGACCCACAUCCCCACUUUGCCCUACGAGAAACGGCUGUCAAAGGUGGACACGCUGCGUUUGGCCAUUGGCUAUAUUGGUUUUCUUGCCGAGUUGGUGGCUAACGACCGACACCCCACCGACGUCCUUCAGAACGCCGUACCUGAGCCGCCGAAAAAGAUCUUCAUUAGCUCAACUAAAGAUGUGCAACAUCACGGGGUGGUGUCCGUGGCCUCAGUUCAUUCAAUAUCGUGGUCAUCGGAGAAGGAGAACGCCAGCGCUUCGCAUCCGGGUGGCGUCAUGGUGGCAAAACUGUGGACGCCAGAAGAUCCGCGUUCACUCCGCACGCACCAAGAAAGCGGCGGCGGCGGCCCGUUCGCUCAAGCGAAUUGAAUAAAUCAAGAAUU